UCUCGCCGUGAUUGCAAUUUUCGUUGUGAGCUUCUACGCAGUAGCCGCGCCCGGUGAUGCUCGCAGACUCGUCACGCUUCUCACAUCAGCUCCAUCCGCGCUCGGCGUGAGCUAACCCGAGGCCAUCUGGACCGGCCCAAGAAGCACAUUCACCUCAGAGAGAAUUGGGACGAGAUGGCAGAAACAAUGGACGAAAAGGAAAGGGAGCCCGAGUUCGGGCGAGCCAAACCCGAUAACUCGGACAUGGAAACCGCCCGCGAGGGCGAAAGCCAGAGCCAGCCGGACCAGCAGCUCAAGGAUGUCGAGAAAGUCAGCUCCGAGACGGGCUUCGAGCCGAUCCGGCCGGGCGCAGACCAGCGCCGCCUGAGCAUCGACACCAUCUCGACGCUGCGGCGCGAGCGCUCCAACAACGGCUGGGGCUGCGACGACAUUGAGACCGACGCCAACGGCGGCACCAUCGCGCCAUACAACCACCCAGGGCCGGAGGACCACGACCCAUUCGAGGUCGGCUGGGACGGCGGUGACAGUGACCCGCUCUGCCCGCGCAGCUUCUCGAUCUGGCGCAAGUGGCUCAUCGUCGCCAUCACGAGCAUCGGCUCUUUCUGUGUAACCAACGCCUCGGCCUCGUACACGGCCACGUACGGGCAGAUGAACGCCGAGUUCGAGACGACGCGGCUGGUGGCCACGCUGGGGCUGUCGACCUUCGUGCUGGGCAUCGCGCUGGGGCCCUUCUGGUCGCCGCUGGCCGAGUUCUACGGCCGCCGGCCCAUCUACCUGUGCUCCUUCGCCGGCUUCAUCGUCUGGCUGAUCCCCACCGCCGUCGCCCAGAACAUCCAGACCGUCAUCGUCGCCCGCUUCUUCCAGGGCCUCGCCGGCAGCGCCUUCCUCUCCGUCUCCGGCGGCACCGUCGGCGACCUGUUCACCCGCGAGACCAUGCUCGCGCCCAUGGCCGUCUUCGCCCUCGCCCCGUUCGUCGGGCCAUCGACCGGCCCCGUCGUCGGCGGCUUGAUCAACAUGUACACCAACUGGCGCUGGACGCAUUAUGUGCUGCUGAUAUGGGCCGGCGUGCUGUUGUUGAGCAUUGCGCUGUUCGUGCCGGAGACUUAUCAUCCCGUGCUGCUGAAGAAGAAAGCACAGCAGAUCCGAAAAGCAACCGGCGACGACAGGUGGCGGGCCCCGAUAGAAAAGACCACCAGGUCCAUUUCCAAAACGGUGGCCUACUCGCUGCUGCGGCCCUUCCAGAUCCUCUUCUUCGAGCCCAUGGCCCUCAUCCUCAACGUCUACACCGCCGUCCUCCUGGGCCUGCUGUACCUGUUCUUCGGCGCCUUCCCGCUGAUCUUCAGCACCAACCACGGCUUCAACCUCUGGCAGGUCGGCCUGACCUUCAUGGGUCUGCUCGUCGCCAUGGUGCUCGCCUGCCUCAGCACGCCCUUCUGGACCAAGUACCGGCACAGCCUGGUGGAGAAGCGGCGCAAGGAGACCGGGGUGCUCAAGGACGAGCCCGAGGACCAGCUCCCGCCCGUCAUCUUCGGCGCCCCGCUGAUCACGGGCGGCCUGUUUUGGUUCGGCUUCACCACGUAUCCUGAGGUGCAUUGGAUCGUGCCCAUCAUUGGCUCUGGCGUGUUCGGUCUUGGGAUGUCGCUCGCUUUUACCGGAGUCUUCACAUUUCUGGUCGACGCAUACCCGCGGUACGCAGCGAGCGCGCUGGCAUCCAAUGCCCUUGUGAGGUGCACUUUCGCAGCCGCCUUCCCGCUGUUCGGCAUUCAGAUGUACGAGCGCCUUGGCUUUCAGUGGGCCACGGCACUGUUGGCCUUCGUGACGCUCGCCCUGCUGCCGUUCCCCUACAUCUUCUUCCGUUUCGGCAAGAGGAUACGGGCCAAGAGCAGGUUCGCGACCGCCACCUAGGAGCGUGGGGGGCACAUCGAUGUGGAGACGUGGUUACGCCCGUCUCAGACCUGCCCAAUGAUCGAAGUGGGCGUGUUCCAGGCUGCUGCGAGCUCGGCUGUGGACUGCGCGUGGACUGCCGUGAGCGCAUCGGCAUCGGUAGCUGGGGAAUCCGCGGCAGGCACUUGGUGGCGUCAGCCUGCGGCCGGGCGUCAAUGGGAUGAUCCA
This is a messenger RNA of Thermothielavioides terrestris NRRL 8126, 2112 nucleotides long. RefSeq lists its product as uncharacterized. Lineage: Eukaryota; Fungi; Ascomycota; Sordariomycetes; Sordariales; Chaetomiaceae. The coding region runs from base 187 to 1905 and encodes 572 amino acids. Gene Ontology annotation, biological process: transmembrane transport. The transcript is spliced from 6 exons. Gene Ontology annotation, molecular function: transmembrane transporter activity. The record is from RefSeq and is a predicted model, not a curated record.